Messenger RNA from Anarrhichthys ocellatus (wolf-eel), 12883 nucleotides. RefSeq names its product phosphodiesterase 4D interacting protein (gene pde4dip). Gene Ontology annotation, molecular function: molecular adaptor activity; zinc ion binding. Gene Ontology annotation, cellular component: Golgi apparatus; nucleus; centrosome. The coding region runs from base 3642 to 10700 and encodes 2352 amino acids. Gene Ontology annotation, biological process: centrosome cycle; positive regulation of microtubule nucleation; regulation of Golgi organization. Lineage: Eukaryota; Metazoa; Chordata; Actinopteri; Perciformes; Anarhichadidae. The record is from RefSeq and is a predicted model, not a curated record. The transcript has 36 exons.
CACAGUUUAGCCUCCGCUUUCCUCACUGACGCCAGAUCUAAUUCUAGUCAGCUCACUGUCUGCAGGCUUGCUCCGGCUUGCUCCGGCUUGCUCCACACAGAGGCCCCGCUUCAGGAGGCGGCCCGUGCAUGCACCGGAGGAACCACUUGUUUACUCGGCACGGCAACAAGUGAGACGUUUGAGAGGAGAAAAUGAGCGUGGACAUCAAUUCUCUGCUGUCACACUUUGGUAUUUCUGCCACUCUGAAGGAAAAUAAACAGCGGGCGCAGUCUGUCAGCGGUGUUUGGCACUCGUCUCUGAUUAGGAUUAAUUGAUUUUUGAUUGCGUGCCUCAUUCCGGCCUGAUCGGUGUUUCGGUGUCGUGUCUCCAGAGGCUCUUGCAGGGUGACAGAUGCAGACGCAGUCAGGGCCAGAAGAGAGUCAGUGAGACUGCGGGUGUCCACUUCCCCACACACACACACACACACACACACACACACAGGGAAACAGAUCACAUGUGAGAACAGUUGUAUCAACAACACCUCCACCCUGCUGCGAUAAUGAAAGGCGGGUGAUGGAGACUCGAGUAUCUGUGGGGAAAAAGAUCCUGAGAGUGUGUUGAAAAUGAUGUGAGCGUUUUAAGAGCAGAGCCCUGUUGCUCUUAUUAAGGCGCCAUGUGAUUCGCUGAUACGAGUUUCAGGGAAAUGAGAGCUCACUCCCUCCUCCCUCUCAUUGUGUGACAUGCAUGUGAAGGCCGGACGAGGCCCGGGUGCCCCUGGGAAAGGCAUGAACUAAUUUCACGCUGACAAUUCAGAGAAUUUAAUGAACCCGAUGGAAAACAAUCAGGCCUGUUUUUUUCAGUUCACACCCUGCACACAGAGUAAUACUGGCAAUGAAAAAUCUUUAUGAAAAUGUUAUAUUUAGUCGCACAAUGUUGUGGUAUUAAUGAUCCGUUUCUGCCCGCUGAAGUUCCUUUUCACCUCAGCUUUGGGGGGCUGAAUGCAGUGGUUUUAAUUAGGCAGACAGACGGAAUAAACAGCACAGCGAGCAGCUGGGUGACCAAUAAUUAUCCCACAAUAUGUCACAAUACUGAUGCUGUGCAAUGUUUCAUCAGGUACGAAACAUCAGCAUAAGAAUGACAUUAAAUACAUAACCAGUAAAACACACAAUUAUUCAGUGUCCAGUAUUCAUUACAGUGGAGUCAUCAUCAGCCACAGGUGACAACACUUGAACAGCACACAAAAUGGAAAACAGUAAGAGAAAAAUUAAAUAAUUAAAUAGUGAAAAUAUAAUCAAUUUAAAAAGGGGGGUAAAAAGACAAAAAAAUUAAAAUAAAAGCUAUCAGUGAAGUAAAUUUCAGGUUAAUAAAGAUGUUCAAUUAAGUAUUUUUUGUAUAACAUCUUAAAAUAAAAAAGCAAAACUGCAGUUUCAGACCUGAUUUUGUUUUUACAUUUCAGCAUCUUAAAGACACAACCUGCAAUUUAACGUCAACUUGGAGAGAUUGGAAGCUCUAUCUAAGCCACGUGUUCUACUGUUAGUUUACAUCAGUAAAGGACACACAGCAGUUCCACAGGCCUGUAGCUAUGUUGUAUUAAUUGAAAAACACUCAAAAUGGUGUUUUAAUGCUGUUGAGUAUUUGAUUUGACCUUAAGGAGAAAUAAUGAAUUAAAUGGAAAACAUAAUCAAUUAAGGAACAAACAAACUAAGUGAUCGAAUGUUUCGCCAGAAGGAGUCCCAAAUGUGUAUUAAAAAGAGUCUGCAUAGAGGUCUAAAGGGCUCGGCGUCCCUCCUGUUUCCAGUAAAAUGGUUCAGUCCCGGCUGCAGAGGUCUCACUCUCUCAAUGAUGCGGGGGACCGAAAACUGAAAACUGAAAUACAGACCUGAGCCUCAUCAUCAGUCAUGUCUCAAUGUUUACAAUCCCUCUUGUGUUUGCAAUUUAAAGCCUACAUUAACAAAACCCAUACAUCAGCCGUCAGUUUUAACUAGAAAUAAUACCAUUCAAAUAACGAUUUAAAAACAUAUUGGAACACAAAGAAAAUUGGUCAUAAAAAAUUAGAAGGAGAAGAUCGUAUGGGUCAAAAUGACAAACAUAAUGCAUUUGGCGUCAUGAUUUCCUUGUGUUUCAGAUAUUUUUUACUUCUUUGUUUUUACCACAGUAUAAAAAUGUCAGUAUUACCAAAACACAUAGCCUACUUAAUGUAUCGAAAUGCUUAUAAUGCAGAGUGGUGUCAGUGUAUUAAUAAUAAUAUAACAGUUAUAUAUACAGUAUAUAUAAAUUAAAAACUGUUAUAUUAUUGGAUUAUUAUUAUUGAUGUAUAAGUCAAUAAGUCAGUGAAUCACUGCUCCCAGAUGUGAUAAAUGAUACAAAAGAAUACGACUUAUGUCUGUGGAAUAUUCCCAGAAAUAGGAUACGAUAAUACAAUUAUAACAGUCUUGGACUACAACCAGAGCCCACUUUUGCCAGACGGGACUAGUUAAAGCUGCGGAGUGAGACCUCCUCGCGAUCUUUACAGGCACACGAGCUUUGGUUGCUGUCAACGUUGCCUCGUUGUCUCGUUCUGAAAGCGGCUCGAGGAGCGACAGCCUCUCCCUCCAUCCUCAGCUGCUGGAGCCGAGGCCGGUGAGGAGAAAACGGAUCGGGGACCCGGAUGGUCUCCGGUGAACCCACAGACGCGCAAAACCGUCGACCGGGAGGGAUCGUUUUAUUUUCCGCGUUCGUGUCGGAUCGUAACGGGGGCACGCUGCAGCAGCGGAGAGAUGCUGUCAUGCAGACAGACGUCAUUGAUUUAAAAGGCACACAAUAAAAAAUACUGCAGUGACAUUAGCUGGGGCUCGUUACUUUCACCGGAAUCACUGAGGCGGGAAUAAACCCCGGAUCGAUGUGACAUGAUGUCUGCAGUGAACCAUCGAGGAAGUGAAAUGCAACCCAGGGCAGAGAUUCAUCACAUCCGCUCUGCCUGCAAAUCUUCUCCCUGAACUAACGCUGCUGAUCACGUUGUCAUGUCACCGUGAUCCGACGAGAUUUCUGUUUUUGAAUGAGGGACAACUAGACGGAUGAUCCGCAAAGUGUUUAUGAUCAAUCUGAAUGCUUUAUGCAGAGAUUCAGGUCAACUCAAAAUCUCACUUUCUGCCCAUUUGAUUCAAAGUUGAUUAACGCUUCUAAUUCAUUAGAGUAGUUAAAUGGAUUUUAUUGAUGCUGUAGGCAAAAUUUCAACUUCAAAUUUGAGAUUAAAAGUUCAUUUCUGAGAUGAAGCAAUCUCUCACCACAAGGUAGUGGAGCUGGAGCUUUCAAUCAUAUGACACGAUUGUCCUCAGCAGAACGGAGUCUGAAAUACACAAAACGCAUUCAAGUUGAGCUUAAAAACACAUACUUUUCAUGAGGACAGCAGGUCAACACUUGACAUUUGAAGGCUGAAGAGCGACAACAACAUCAAAGCAUCUCUGUACAAGGAUGAAUGAGACUUUUGUUCAAGACAUAUCUGGGGAAAAAAAAACUGUUGGACCACGCCUGAACUAAAGUCCAGUCAAAGGUUCUUUACUCUGAACACUUGUGAUUUCAUCCUUCAAUCCAAAGACGGCUUUUAGACGCGACAAAAGAAAUUGACUUGACUCUGAAGCGCUCCUAUAUUAUUGGUCCUCCGUUCAUUGCAACGUGCUGUUGUGAUGCUGGACGUGGUGAAGAUGAAGGAGGCAUGCAGGAUCUGCGCCCGCGAGCUCUGCGGCAACCAGCGCCGAUGGAUUUUCCACCCGGCGGCCAAGCUCAACCUGCAGGUGCUGCUGUCUCACGCCCUGGGCCACGAGCUGAACCGGGACGGCCGCGGGGAGUUCGCCUGCUCCAAGUGCGCCUUCAUGCUGGACCGCAUGUACCGCUUCGACACGGUCAUCGCCCGCGUGGAGGCGUUGUCCCUGGAGCGUCUCCACAAGCUGCUGCUGGAGAAACACCGGCUGAGGCAGUGUAUCGGAGGUCUGUACCGGAAGAACAACGCAGAGGAUGGGAGCCUGGCUCCGCCUGGGUCCGUUGUGGUGGUCGUUGGGAUUGAUGCAGAGUCCGAGGACUCGCCUGUGGUGGAUCUGUCAGCCCUGCAGGAUGGAAGAUACUCGAAUAUGAUCCAGGAUGAUCUGACUUACUCGGUAUAUGAAUCCUGGGCUGAUAAGGAGGACCCGGCCCUGGACCACCACACCCAUCACAACCACCACCACCAGUGCACAGGAGCAGACUCUGUCUCUGGCCAGAAGCCGAGGCGGUGCAGGGGUUGUGCGGUGCUCCGUGUUGCUGAUUCCGACUACGAGGCAGUGUGUAAGGUGCCUCGCAGGGCUGGACGCAGGAGCACGUCCUGCGGUCCAUCUACCCGCUACUCAACAGCCACUCUGGGAGUCGAGGAUUCUGGCAGAACCUCUGAAGAGUCUGAGGCUACAGCGGUCGCCUUUGAGUCCUCUUCAACCGAGUUGGACACUGAUAAGGUCAUGUGUGACAGAACGAGUCCCAGCCCGGCAUCGUCCGUAGAAUCUCUUGACACAGCCGUGGACGUGAGUUGCCUUCCCGUGAACCACAAAGAAAGAGACGAAACUGGUCCAGAGGAGGCUCCAGCGAGAAGGGACGCUCCUUGGGACAAACCCCCGAGUGAGAGCUCCCUCUCCGGGCUCGAGAUGAUGCUGAGCCUCCUGAGGGGCUGGGAGUACCGGCCAGUGAAGCCCCAAAGGGGCAGCAAGCUCCCAGUUCUGAGCAAAACCAAACUGGAGCAAGGCCUGUUGCUACCCCUGCCCAUCCAACUGGGGUCGCCCUUUGGAGGGCCAGCAGACUGUGAGCUGUACUCCCACCAGCCCGUACCAGAGAUCGUGACCCCGUGUCCCCAGCAGGAGCUGCAGGCGGAGCUGGACGAGAUGGAGGAGCAGUGGCUGGAUGAUUAUGUUCAGUGCGGUCCAUUCCGCUUUCAGCAGAGGCUGAUUGAUGAGCAGGAGAGCCAGCUCAGUCAGUAUGAGAGCAACGCAGGUCAGUGUGUUGGCGAGCUGCAGAAGGCCCAGGACCAGGUCUGCUCGCUCCAAACCAAGAUCAGAGAGAGUGAGACCAGGAACCAGAAGCUGCAGGAGCGUCUCGGUGAGAUGGAGUUGGAGCUGCGUUCGGCCCAAGAGGAAGCCCAGCGACAGGAGAGAAGCAUCCAGAACAUCACUGAUGCCGUGAACUCCAAGGAGACAGAGGCUGCGGAGCUGUAUCGGGUGAUUGAGGAACAGAAUAAGAUGUUGUGUUCUCUCAAAGAGCUCGCCAACCGCAACCAGCUGCAGCAGCUGCAGGUGUCUGGUGCGGACAGUAUUCGCGGUCAGGGCGAGGUCCUGGCUCUGCAGGCGUCUCUCUUCCGGGCUCAGCUGGAGCUGCAGGCCGGUCAGCAUGCGCAGCGGCAGGCGGGCAGGACGCAGGAGGACCUGAGCCGAGCCCUGCAGAGGCUGGACAAAGACCUGCAGGGGGCGCUGCAGCACAGGAGGGAGACGGAGAGGCACAACCAGGAUCUGCAGCUGGCUCUGGAGACGGCUCGAUCGGCCCUGCAGGAGAGAGAGGAGCAGCGGAGGGAGGCCGAGGGAGAGAGAGAGAGGCUGGACGGGGAGAGAGAGAGGACCAUCAGAGAGCUGAGGACCUCCCUGCUGACCAAAGAGCAGCUGGUAGAGAACUACUGUGAGCUGUUGGAGGAUCCAAAGGAGAAGAGAGACUCUCUGCUUCACAAACUCCGCCAGCGCAUCAGGGAGAGAGACCGAGCUCUGGAGCGAGCGGUGGACGACAAGUUCCGCAGCGUGGAGGAGAAAGAGGAGGAGACCCGCCGGCUUCAGCUGCUGCUCAGAGAGAAGGAGAGAGACCUGGAGAGGCAGCGCUGCGUCCUGUCAAACAACGAGGAGACCAUCACUAGCCUGGAGGUGCUGGUGCGUGGUAAGGCUUUGCAUCUGGAGCAGGUGUGCGACGCCUGGAGGAACAUCCAGCGGCAGCAGCAGGAGGGCGGAGAGAGACAGAGCAGCAUCCUAAGAGAGAGAGACGGCAUCAUCAGCCAGCUGCAGGCGGCACUGCACGCUCGCACGCAGGAGGCCCAGGACCUGCGCUGCUCCAUACUGGCUCAGAUCCAAUCGGCUCCCAGCGAUGUUCUGGAGGAGCUGAAGGUCCGCCUCCAGCUCAAAGACCGCCUCUUCCAGGAAGUGCUGGCCGACCGAACCAACCAGGCCCAGGGGCACCAGGAGCAGGUCCAGGAUCUCCUCAGAACCAUCAGCUCCAGGGACCAGUACAUUCAGGACUCUGCGGGCCGGCUCGGCGAGGUGAUGACCGAGCAGACUGGGAGGCUCCAGGAGCUCCGCAGACAGCUGAGCUCAGGUGUCGGAUCCAGGUCCGACUCUGGACCGGACUUGGCUGUUGAGCUCCAGGUGGUGCAGGAGGAGCUGCGUCUGGCUCUGAGGAGGGGGCAGGAGAGCCAGGAGCUGAGCAGGAAUCAGGCCAGUAAGGUGGACUCCCUCAGCAGGACGCUGCAUGUGAAGGAGGAGAUCAUCAGGGACUUCCAGAGGCAGAUGGUGGAGCCCUCCGGUCUCCCGCUGUUAGAGCGUUUGACCCAGGAGGUCCAGGAGCUGAGGGAGAGCCUGGUCCAGCGGGACGGUACCCCGGCCAGAGGCCCCAUCCUGGGCCGAGACCGGCCCAACGGCAGGCAGCCCGAGUUUGGAGAGCUGAGCUCAGAGGAUGAAGACGAGGCUGAUGAUGAUCUGAACAGCGAGUGCACUGAGAGCGUCGAUGAGGAGGAGUCCAAGCUGAGGGUCCAGUCCGUGGCCAACACCAAGGGUUCUGGAGGUACAAGAAAGCCUCCGCCCCAGGACCUGUUGUUUGAAGGCCAGGGACUGACGGAGGUCAAGCAGCUGGUGGAGCAGAAGAGGGCGGUGGAGAGAGAGCUGGGAGAGCUGAAGGCUCAACUGGAGAAGGCCGGCUUCUCCUCACUUUCACAGAUGAGGAAAGCUCUGUUCAGCCUGCAGGCAGAGAACGGAGAUUUGAGGCAUCAGCUGAGUGAAGGCCCGCAGCCCGACAGUAAACAGAGUGAUGAGCAGGAGGUGUUGGAGGAGGAGUUGGAUGUGACCAUAGAAGGGACGGAGGAGGAUGAAGAGGAGGAGGAAAGCUCUGAGAUGUGGGACACUUGGGACAGCGAGCCGUCUCUGUCGCAGACCAACAUCCAGACCAGUGAUGAGCAGAGAGCCAACAGACCCGAGUCACUGCACCUGCUCGCCAACUCCUCACAGGAUGUCCUGGACAGCGAGCUGCCUGCCGGUCAGCCGCAGGGCGCCGUGUCCUCUGUGACGCCCGAGAAGAAGGUCCGUCUGCAGCAGAAGAGCAAAGAGCUGCAGGAGAGACUGAUGGUGUCUGAAGCCACAGUGCAUGCUCAGGCCGAGCAGCUCAAAGACUACAGGGAGCUGUUCACGGAGACGGCAGUGCAGCAGGACAGUAAGCAGAUCCAGGUGGACCUGCAGGACAUGGGCUACGAGACCUGCGGCCGCAGUGAGAAUGAGGCCGAGAGGGAAGACACCAGCAGCCCAGAGUUUGAUGACCUGGAGAUGUGCACGUCUCUGGACUGCGGCUCCCAGUGGUGGCCUGCCGGCAGUAGCGGUGGCGGCGGCGGCUCCACCUUCACUAAAACCACCACCCAGAGCUCCGGAGACGAGACGUCAUCUCUCCAGCGCCUCGUCGAGGACCUUCGCUCCCAGCUGUCCCGCUCUCAGGGAGUGAUCCGCGGGCUUCAGAGCCGGCUUCGGUCCCUCUCCACCUCCAGCGACUGCGGGCCCUCCACACCUCGCAAGGUCAACUGGUCCUUCCAGGCCUCACCCUCCCAGAGCGGGGCGGAGGAGGACGAGGGCUGGCAGUCAUCCGACGGAGGCCCUCUGGCUUCGCCCCGACACCCUCACCCGGACAAGGGCCUGCGGGAGCUGGUGUCCCGCGUGGACGCACUGGAGGACCAGCUGAGGAAAGGAGGGAAAAAGUCUGUCAGAGAGGACUUAAAGUCUGCCACCUGGCCGGGUAAAUUCGACACUCUGAUCCAGGCUCAGGCCAGAGAGCUGUCUCACCUCCGCCAGCGACUGAGGGAGGGCCGGGGCGUGUGCAACAUCCUCACCCAGCACCUGGGAGACACCACCAAGGCCUUCGAGGAGCUGCUGAGGGCCAACGACAUCGACUACUACAUGGGCCAGAGCUUCAGGGACCAGCUGGCUCAGAGCGGCGCUCUGGCGCAGCGGGUCAGCGCAAAGAUCAGCGGACGAGAUCAUCCUGAAGAUCCAGAUGAGAAGACAGAGCUGCUCGCCAUCCGGCUCAGUAAGGAGCUGCAGCAGAAAGACAAGGUCAUCGAGUCUCUCCGCACCAAACUAAACCAGCAUCAUCACCAUCAGCGCUCUGACACGCCCAGCAGCAGCCACGCCCUCUCCGACACCACCGACCAAUCGGAUCGCAUCUCCUAUGUGUCCGACGAGCACGGAUCCACGAACGGGGACCUGGAUCCUUGCUCCGACGUGGACGCUGCCAGCGAGCUCGGCCAGAAGGACACACGGACUUGCACCAGAGUCGCCACAGAUUGCCACUCCCACAGUGGCACCGUGUCACAUCAUGCGUCUGUACCAUCCGUCACCUCAUCCCAUAGAACCUGCCUCAGCUGCCCCAGCAUGCAUUGCCCCAGCUCGCCGCACAAGCCCGCAGACGUGCAGGGUCAGACAGCUCCAGCCUCAGUCUUCACCUCUGCCCCCUUCCACCCUCCACCCUCCUCCUCCUCUUUCUCCUCCUCCACCCAGAGGGUACCUUUGCCCUUCCAUCCCCACCCCGCUACCCUGCGCACCCGUUACCCGGGCGAUGGGGGAGUGGGUUUCUCCCUGGCUGAGGUGCAUCAGGAGCUGCAGAUGUUACAAAGGCAGCUGGGAGGCAAUGAGAGGUUUUCCACUCCCCAGUCCAAACCUCUUCAGGGUUUCCCGUUUGCCCAGCAGCAGCCCGACUCCUCCGCCUUUCUGCCUCUCUCCUACCAUGGAUACCAGCCUUCUCCUUUCAGCAGCGCUACCAGCGGCGGUCUGGAUGCCGGCUCGGCAAUGAAAGCCGGGGCCAGUCUGUUGGAGAGCAGUGCAUUGUGGGAUAUGAGCUAUGGUACCCGACCGGUGAGACUCGGAGCGGACCUGUCCUCGGGAUCCUCGGGGUACCAGUCCGGCGCCAGUAACACAGGUUCAGACUUGAUGAAGGAGCACCUGAGAGAGAUCAGGAGUCUGAGACAGAGACUGGAGGACUCCAUCCAGACCAACGAUCGCCUCCGGCAGCAGCUGGAGGACAGACUGGCUCACACCGCCACUGAGAAAGGGGCUCCUACCAACAUCUACAUCCAGGGUCUGGACUCGGUCGGCCAGCUGUCCAGUGAGAUCAGACUUCUGAAGGAAGAGAACGUCAGUCUGCAGAACCAGCUUAAACAGGCCCCCAGAGAGGGCAGCAAGGAGGCGGAGCAGCUGAGGGGGGCGGAGCUAGAGGCAGAGAGGUGGGCGGAGCAAAGCAGGAAGCUGCAAACUGAGGCUGAAGCUCGCAGUCAUGAGAAUACAGAACUGAAACAGGACAGACAGAAGAACCAGGAAGCCAUCAACAGACUCCAGCAGGAGGUGAGCGUCCUCCAACAGCAGCUCUGUGAGAGCCACAGUCUGGUCCACUCUCUUCAGUGUGAGCUGCAGGUCUACCACAGAGUGUGUGGAGUCAACACAAACACACACCCAGCAGGUCAGGCCGGUGAUGGUGCCAAACCUGGACGCAGCGCUGCGACUUUGGACCCCAGGGAGCUGCACCUUCAGCUGGAGCAGCAGCUGAGCGGACAGGCCGACACACAGCCUCGAUCCAGGAGACAGCUCUUCAACGAAAACGUUCCCUCCCCCCCUGUGAGAGACACUGGGCUCAUCAGUCCUUCCUCUCCUCGACCUCAUGCACAGAAGCAUGCAGCAGAAACUGGAGCUGCCGGUCAAGCCUCGACACUGCAGGGCCAAGCUCCCGACGGCUCAUUCGCCAACCGUCACGGCCGCCAUGCAGUGGGCCAUGUCGAUGACUUCAAGGCUCUGCAGCAGCAGAUCCUGGAGGGCAGCGCUCUCCUCCGCAAGAUGGAGACUACAUUUUAUUCCCUGAACACCCCGCAGGAGUUCAGCCUUCAUCAGCCCUCAGACUCAGACUCUGUCAGCAAGCUGCUGUCUGACACUAAAACCCUGCGAGAGAUCCUGGAGGAGGCCGGCGCUCUGCUGCAGAUGUUCUGGAGAGCAGCUCUUCCAAACCACGAGGAAGCCAAGCAGGACCAGUCUCUGAGGGAGGAGGUUGUCUCGCUCCGUCUGAUGCUCUCGGAGCAUGAGCAGGCUCUAAAGGACGCCAUGGAGAGAGUGAAGAGCUCUGACCGCACCAAAGAUAGCAUGGAGCACUUUAUAGUCAACCAACUGUCGAGAACACGGGACGUGUUGAGGAAAGCAAAGACAAACUUGCAGUCUCCUCAGGAGAACGAGCUCAGGAUUUCCUCCCUUCGCUGCGCCUCUUUCUCCCCCUCCCCCUCCCCCUCCUCCUCACACCCCUGGCCUGUUAAAGGUGAAAACACGGGAGGCUUCUGUGAGCUCGCCUUCUCUCCUGGUUGGGGUGUCAUGAAGCCGCGGGCUUCCUUCUCCUCCUCCUCCUCUGCUGUCCAGGGACAGUCUCUCUACCAGCGCCCCCUGCAGUCAGCCUUCCUGUAGUGCACCAGCCCCGAGAUCCUCCUCAUCUCAUUGUUGAAACAGAAAACACAGUAAAUCCUGGCUCUCCUCUCAGCUGGAGAGACAUUUCAGUUGAGUGACUCCUGUCUGUGUGUGUUGAGAGAUUUCUGCUGGUUGAUGAAAGUUUAUGAAUGAAUGAAUGAUGUAAUAGUUUUAAUAUUGGUAUAAUGUGUAUAGGUUUUCUGUGGGCUUUUGUUGAGGCCAUCAACUGAAGUGUUUUCUCUUGUUUAUGUGAGACCAGUCUGAGUUGGGCUGGAGUUGGGUUAUGAGUCAUAGUUUCUGAUUAAGCCUUUUUUCAGAGAUCAAACAAAUAUACAAUCAGAUUUAAAACAGCGUUGGGCUCCCAGAGACAGUUUAUUCCCGGUUUGGUAAGUCUACAUGAACAGUUUUUAAUGGUCUCAUGCAGUCUAAGUACAUGAAAAAACACGAUUUUUUUCUUGUUUUUCCUAAAUUCUAAUUUGAUAUCUUUUCUCUGUUAGACAAAUCGAAAUAACCACUUAGGAAAUAUUCUCCCAUAACUCUCCCAUUCAGAAGCCAACUUCAGCCUCGUACUUCAGCAGGGAUUCGAUGAAAGUAAAUCCGUGGGAUGCCAGCAGGAUGGGGGCUUCAAAAAAGCCAAACCCAAACUGCAAAGUGCUUCCUCUCAGCCUCUGUCGAGGCUCAUGUAUGUAGUUAGUGUGUAGAAUAGUUGCAUGUGGUUUGAGCAGCUCGUGGAAACAAAGCCAUACUCUCUGACGGUACAGUAGAUAUGCUUUUGCUUUGUCCUAAUUGUCAUAAAAAUGGCCAGCUACUGAUAGCAUAUUUGAGAAUAGUGUAGAACUACCAAUAGACAGUUUGGUCAAAUAGCUGGUAGAUGAUGUUCUCUUGCAUUUACUCAUAAAUAAAACACCAAUUAAGGAUUUAGUUGCUCUUUAAACUCCAGAGUAUUACUGUUAAGUAUGGAGUCAGUUCUCUUCAGAUAUUUAAUAAUGAAUAUGGGUCCAACCCAGUUUCUCCUGCUGAAACGCUAACCUGCAGUGUUGGAAGGCCUUCUGGUGAAGCUACUGUAACAUAAAAAAACAAGCACAUGUAACAGACUGUCAUGGAGCUGCUCAGCGGUUUGUGUGAUGCCUUCAGUGACCUAUCCGAUAAAAGAAAUUCAUUUUAUAGUGUACGGUCCAACAGCGAUGACAUUUCAUUUUUGUAUCUAGGAAAAUGGACCACGCUUUUAUCUCUUUUUUUCAUAUUUCUGUCCUUUUGCUGUUAUUUCUUUUAUCUUUUAUUAAAUUUGUUAAUGUCUUUAUGUUUGAAUUAUGUUUGAAUGUCCCUCAAGAUGACAAUCGGUUAAAACAUUUUUAAUACAUAACAAUCGCCAGGGAGAAAUGUCUGUAUGUAAGGAUUACUUCUUCCUAACUUCUGCAGGAUUGGUGACACUCACUGUGCAAAUGAACUUUUCUGACAUCGGGUGUUUUACACUGGCCUCUCCAAAUUGUAUUUCUCCUUUUUUAUUGUGGGAGUUUUCCUUGAUUUCUCUGUAUUGUAGCUUAGCUGUUUCUUUUUGUGCAUGGACUGUGUCUUCACUGCCCUCUGAUACUUUUACUGAUAUAUGCAAUUUUUGGGUUACUGUGCAAUAAUAAGCUUUGUGGUUGCUUUUUUGUUGAUAUUUUAGGCCUGGGUAUUAAAGUGCCAUGUCAUCUGUUUAGCUCUGAGGCUGAAUUGAUUUCAAACGUACUUUUGUUUUGUGACAAUCAAAUUGAAGCAUAUUUAUAGGCCCACGUAUCUUUGGCUUUACAUGAAUCUGAGUUUUAUAUACAAUGUGGAAAUAAGGCAAAGUAACAGGAUACAAGCAUUGUAAUGAUAUAUUUAUGAAGCAAUAAGAUCAACCAAAGUGAACAACUUUUAUGUUGUUAAAUCAGGUGUAAAAUAAUCAAGUUUAGAGAUUUCUUUGUAUACUUUCCCCACAGGUCAAAGGUCAAACGUAGUGUCUUUCUCAGUGUGUGUGUGUGUGUGUGUGUGUGUGGUUUUAGGUACCACAUCUCAUAUAUGUACAUAUUAAAGGGAGUGUUCCUCAAUGCAAGUUGUUUUGUUGCUGUUUGACAAAGACCAGCUGUAUUUCUAUGCAUGUUCACUUUGUUAAAAACGUUUUGGGGUAAAAGAAAAAUACCUUUUUUUAUAAAAAAAAAGGG